Mytilus californianus (California mussel) is the source of this 842-nucleotide messenger RNA. RefSeq lists its product as uncharacterized. The transcript has 5 exons. The record is from RefSeq and is a predicted model, not a curated record. The coding region runs from base 191 to 784 and encodes 197 amino acids. Lineage: Eukaryota; Metazoa; Mollusca; Bivalvia; Mytilida; Mytilidae.
ACAACAAAUCAACCAAAGGAAUUUUGACGUAUUGAAUGAUAAACGACUACUUUCUGGUAGCAUGACUACUGUAUCAGUAAGGUCAGCUUUAGCUUGUGCAACCUUGUGUACCAGUGACCAAAGAUGUUGUUCCUUAAACUACGAAUAAGGAUCGAGGCUGUGUAGAUUGGAAACUAGUUGUAGUCCAGUAAUGGAACAGUUUCAAAAUUCAACAGUAAUGAUAAAAGUUAUCAAUUGGUUACCUGUCUUUGUUGCAUACAGCGGAAAUGAAAUGUCUGUUUACACAGCGUGGGCAAACCAGGAGGAAUGUAAUGACCUUCUAACACCACUGAAUGUAGCAGUAACUACACGACAUCUUAGAAAUCCACUUAUAGAUAGGUGGAGUGAUGUAAGAAUACGAAAGGUUAAAGUUGAACUGUUUAAGAAUAACACAGCAGUUGUAUGGAUGAUAUUCAACGGUGAGAAUACAAAUGAAGUAAACUGGUUCAUGAAAGAGAACCUACUGAGCAGCAGUUUUAACGAUCUGACAACAAGUUCUACAACUAUCUUCUUCGACAUAAAGGGUGACUGGGGUCUUGAAAGACAAUUUUUCAUCAAUCGUUACUAUGAUAGUUGUGUUACGGAUGGUGGAUGGUUUGUUGUGUGUGGGAAGAAACAAGCGUGUGCAUGGGAGAAGAAAGGAGUUUUCCCAGUUUUUCUUUAUACCAAAAAUGGCUUUAGCAGAACUUGGCAUACUUACUCCGCAGAACCAGCAGACAGGAUGGUUAUUUCAGUUGGAAUAUAGCUGAACAUAUUUGAUUUUUCGUAUCAUUUGUAAAUGUGAAAUAAAAAGUAAAAUCACA